AUGACCACGACACCACCCCUCGCGACGGGUGCCAACCCUCCGAUUCCCGCCGAACAGCUCGCCGCACUUACAUCGCUGCUGUCGGGUCUCACCGCUGCCGCUUCCGGCACUGCCACACCCGCCACGACGUCCGGCACCACUCGCACUGCCUUUCCAAAGCACGCACGCUUGGAUGGUGCGAAGACCUUCGCGAACUGGACACGCCAACUUCGCCUGUGCCUAGCGGACGACAUCCGCUCGUACGUCCUCGACGGUAUCGCACCCGACGACUGGACACCUUCGCAACGCUCCGCUCGCGACGCCGUCGCUCGUGAGGUCCUUGCGAAUUCGAUUGACUCGGCCGAAGUCUCGGCAGUCCUCGACAAAAUCCCUACCGCCGACCUGACAGCGCCGACAAUCUACUCGACGCUGAAAUCGCGGUACGCCCCUGACGACGCCACCCGCACGCUCGAGCUCUUCUCACGACUCUGGGGUUUCCGUCCCAUGCCCGGCACGGUUGCCGAAUUCGACGGGUGGAUCAUGGACUUCAAAGCCGUUGCGCAAGAGAUCAUCGACACAAAGACAACUAUCAAUGAUGUUCUCGCCACACUCCUCCUUGCAAUCGCCCACCCGUCCCUCGAGAGCUUCAAGGCGUCGUUCACCGAUGAACAGCGCACGCAACGAACUCUCCCCGACAUUGAUUCGCUUGCCGACCGUAUGCGAGUCCAACUUCGGUCAACGAACAUCCCCAGCACUCAAUCGGCCCUUCUUGCCUCGUCGUCGUCACGUUCUACUCGUCUCAAGUGUCUCGCCUGUCGCAGCCCUUCGCACCGAGUCGCGGAGUGCCCUACGAGGGCGCAACACCCGCCGCCAGGACCCUGUCGCUCCUGCAAGAAGAAGGAUCACUGGUCUCUCGACUGCAAGAAGGCGCUCGAGGACGGCAAAAAGCCCGACACCGCUGACUCGACCGUCGACUCGCAACACCAUGUCGGAUGUCUCGCCACCGGUCUUCUCGCUCGUCGUCGCCAGCUUCGCAACCACUCUUUUGUCGUCGACUCGGGCGCCACUUCGCACAUGGUCUCGGACAAGUCGCUGUUCACGACCUAUCGCCAUAUCGCUCCUACGAAGAUUGGUGGUAUUGCAGGGGGCAUCAACGCCAUCGGAACGGGAAACAUCGCCUUCAUUGCCGCCUCGGGUCAUCCGAUCACGCUUACCGGCGUGCUGCACACUCCGGGCCUGUUUGUCAAUCUUCUCUCGGUCUCUCGACUUUGCGACACCGACGAUGUCCGUGUCGCCUUCACAAAACACGGCAUCCACAUUGACAAGGACGGCAACGACAUCGCUGAAGGCGCACGACUCGACGAAGGGCUCUACUUGCUGGACGCUGAUCAUUCCAAAUGUCAGCACCUUGCUCUCCUUUCUCGCUCACAGUCGUCCGUGCCCCUGCUGACUCUCCAUCGCUGCCUCGGCCAUCUCGCACCGUCCUCCAUACAGAAGAUGGUUGCCGCUGGUUUGCUGGAGGGUCUCAGGGCCGGAUAUAGUGACGAAGAGGUAGAGAAGUUUGUCUGCAAUGCUUGCCUCAGCGCAAAGGGCCAUCGUCUUCCCUUUCCCGAUUCGGAUUCGCACUCCUCAGAGAGACUCGGCCUUGUACACAGCGAUGUGCUUUCCUUCCCCGAGCGGUCCUUGACUGGCAAACGUUACCUGGUCACAUUCCUUGACGAUUACUCGCGCAAACUCUGGGCCUACGCAAUCGGACACAAAAGCGAAGUCUUCGGCAUAUUCAAAAUGUCAGGAGCACAGCCUGCACUGCCAUCAAUACUCGAAGGAAGUCUCCCAAGUUUGCGGCCGGAGUCGACAUCAGCUACCGGUUUGUUCGUUGCAAGCAUUGUCGGCGCGAUGGUGUAG
Microbotryum saponariae is the source of this 1884-nucleotide messenger RNA. NCBI's taxonomy places the organism in Eukaryota, Fungi, Basidiomycota, Microbotryomycetes, Microbotryales, Microbotryaceae. The record is from the annotation of a GenBank genome assembly.